GUCAAAAUGGCUGAUAUGUCGUUGUUGUAGACACAUCGUGGAUUUAUGUGAUUUUCUCCAAUACAUUGUAGUAAAGUUACUUUAAAUAAUGGCUAAAAAGAAGAACACGAAGAAAACUAACGAGAAAAAGGUACCAGCUAAGCCGGCGUCUCUACCUGAUACGAUAAAUACAGAGGCCUUAAUCGCCGCUAGAAGUUUUACAAAUUUACCAGUUCUUCUCAAAGUUUGUAGACUCUGCGAGGCAAAAGAUGGCCCGUUCUUGAAUAUUUUUGAUGCAGACAAGGUGACGGCUAAAAAAAUAGAAACUGUCAUGCCAUUUGGGAUUGCUGAGAAUGAUGACUUGCCCCAUAAAAUUUGCUUUCGAUGUUCAGCAAAAGUCGAAGAACUUUACGAAUUUAUACAAAAAUGUAUUAAGACACAAGAAAAUCUUCGAAAAGCUCUAGGUAAUAGAAAAACUGGUGCUAAGACUAAGCAUAGAGAAUUGUGGGAAGAAAAACUUAAUCAGUCCAACAUAUCCAAUGACGACAUCUGUGAUGCGCUUAUUAAAAAGGCUAUGGAAGGCAUAAAAGACAUUCCUUUGAAUCCUCUGCCAAUGUUAGAAGACAAAGCACCCAUAGUAAAAAAGGCAACCAAGAAAAUAGAUAUAAAGAAGAGAGAAGAACAAAAAGUAAGAGAGGAAGAAGAAGAAGAAGAUAAUAAAGAAGAGAUUAAUACUAAAAGUAAAAAAAAUGAAAAUUUUACUCCAAAAGAUGACGAACCUAUCAUUUCACUAAAGAGAACAAAGAAAAAUGACGUGGAAGAAGAUGAGCCUCCAGUGAAAAGAAUCACAAGGUUAAGUAACGAAAAAAAGAUUGAAGUAACUGAAAACAAACCCACCAAAUCUGUUGAUACCAAGGAAACAUCAAAGCCAACCAAAAAAAUUAAACCUGAUAUAAAAACAAUAGAAGAACCUAUGCCUAAGGAUAUAGGUUUAAAGAUUAAGCAGUCAUUGCAAACAAAUAACUUUUCUUUAGAAGCGGCCCCCAAAACUGAGCCACCAAAAUUAGAACCAGAACCUAAACCGUUUGAUAUAAUGGACAGUGUAAGUAUGAUCAAAGUUAAUGGUGUGGGUGUGCUGUUCCAAUGUAAAUUGUGUAAUAGAAAUUUCUUGAAAAAGGAGGUUGUCAUGUCUCAUGCUUGUGCUAAACAGGGUGCGGCGAAAGUUCAAGCACCCAAAAGUUAUGUUCCGCCUGAAACGCCCAAAAUACCACAGACUGUGAAGUACAUAACCAUGAAUGUGAAUAAAGAAGUUAGUAAGCCAGGAGUUUCAGGUGAUAAGUCUAAAACUGUAGAAAUUAAACAACCUGUUACUAUAAGUGAACCUAUAACUUUGGAUGAUGAUGACGAUGGCAAGCCUUUAACUGUGAAAAAACCUGUAAAACCAAAAAUUGGCCCUGCUAGUAAGGUGAGACGCACUGACACUAAUGUAACUCCAGUAGCGAGCGAACCUUCUGUAAACGGUAAUCCAAAUCAACAGGCGGCGGUGGCAAUGCCGUCGAAUCCUAUGACGAUAGUGCCUAAUAUUACUGCAACUAUAACCUCAGCUAACCAAGCGUCUGUGCAAUUUCCAGCCUUACCUAGUCUCAAUAGCCGAUACAAACUCAUGCCUGGACCUAAUAACACCUUCACUUUAGUUGAAGAUAAAACUGUCGAAACUGUUGCUAAACCUGUAGAAUUGCCUAAUAACACUGUACCUUUUACGAUGACAAAUAAGACUGAUGCUAGAAUGCAUAAUUCAGCUGUAAGACCAAUAGAAAAUUCAGUACCACUACCAUCACUAGUACCAAUAGCUAACAAUGUUCCAAAACAAACGGAACCUUCAGUUAGCAGGCCUUAUCCUGUAGGGUUAAUCAAGUCGAUAUCGGCUGCCGGUUCGAGGACGCCUUUGGCCUCCGAACCUCCCUUAGCAUUUCCUACACCUGCUAUGAAGAAACAAUCGUACACUGUAGUACAAACUGGGAAUCCUAGCAAAUUACUCAUUUCCACGAAACCGCAACCACAACAGCCGAUAGAGGAGGAAGUACCUAAAAAAAAGUCGCGAAAGUCACGAAAUGUAGCUAACACUGUUGAACCACAAAAGCAGCCAUUUUCAGUCACCAUAGAAGAUGCCGGCCCACCACCGACUGAUCCUGGAUUUUUUACAUUCAUCAAUGUUGAUCCUCUAUUGCAACCUUCUUAUGUACUGCCGACUGAUAAUAUCAUACAAGAAUCCCAAAUAUCUACCUCCACGAGUGUCAUGAAACAAGCUGAGGAUAAAGACAGCAAAUACACGUGUAACAUGUGUAAUGAAAAGUUUAGUAGAGAGAAAAAAUUGUUGGCACACAUUCAGUCACAUUACGAAAAAAUGGACGCAGAAGACCAAAAGAGAACAGAAAAAAGUAAGAAACGCACUAGAAAAUGAAUUUAACAUAAUAUUCUAUUUUAUAUAUUUUUUAAAAGUGUUGAUGUUUUAAAUAAUUUCGAGAUUUGCGCUCGGCACGUGAAUUGUGCGUGUGUGUUUAUUAUGUCUUACAAAAGUUUACCGAGUGGAGCCGUAGUCUGUCAGCGGUUUCACAAAAUCCUCCCUUUAGCACAAAAGUUGUGAUUAUCAUUUUGCUAUAAUGCAAUCCCAAUAAUUUGGCUGUAUUCAUGGUAUUAUUGCUGCAACUGUACAUUCUAGCCAAUAGUGAGAGUGUCAGCCAAUCAGAGAAUCAGCGAUUACACGCUAACUGUCAAAUUAUGGCGGUAGGCCUCUUAGUUU
Maniola jurtina (meadow brown) is the source of this 2779-nucleotide messenger RNA. RefSeq names its product titin-like. Gene Ontology annotation, cellular component: nucleus. Lineage: Eukaryota; Metazoa; Arthropoda; Insecta; Lepidoptera; Nymphalidae. The record is from RefSeq and is a predicted model, not a curated record. The coding region runs from base 89 to 2440 and encodes 783 amino acids. The transcript has 2 exons. Gene Ontology annotation, molecular function: zinc ion binding.